AUGCCUCCUAACCCUACUAGAGCUCCGUGCAGACGUACUUCGCGUCGCUUCUCGACGGCUCACGUUCCUCUUCCCGUUUAUCUUGGUAUCGACAUUGAAAUACGUGAAGACCGCACUAGUUACUACGCUCUUUCCGUCAAUGACGGUAUGUAUUGUACUGAUUACUACGAAGGUCCUCUGAAACGCCACGAGGCUUCCAAAUCCGCCAAAGAGAUUAUUAUUGAAGCCUUUACCAAGCUUCAUGGUGUUGUUCAACUCUUUGCGAUGGCACAAAACUAUAAAGUCCAACUAGUCGCUUGCUCUUAUGAUAUUGCAAGCGAGUUUAUCAAAGGCCAAGAAGGAUUUAUUGACAUUGAAGAAAUUUCUACUAUGUCGGAUUAUUGGCGCGAAUUGGACGCUAUUCCUUUCCGUGUUAUGACUCAUGGCAGUUCACCCGAUGAACGCGCAAGCGCUGCUGUCAGAAAAGCCGUCAUGUGGUUGAGUCCUAAAUAUCCUGGCAAUCUUCCUCGUAUUUCCGUAGGAUACAGACAUGAGGUUGAAGUCGAUUUCAACCAUAUCAUUCGUAUGGUCAGCCUCAUUGAUUAUGAGGAAACUGUAUGUAAAGAGACGUGGGAUGUUUUCCAGGAAAUGGUCAAGACCUUCAAGGGAAAGAAAUUAAAAGUUUCAUUUUUCAACUCAACUCCCCAAGGAGGCGGAGUGGCCUUGAUGCGUCAUGCUCUUCUCCGAUUUCUUCAUUUGAAUGGUGUAGAUGUCCACUGGUAUGUGGCCAGACCAAAGCCCGAAGUCUUUGAUAUUACAAAGAGAAAAUUCCAUAACGUUCUUCAAGGUGUUGCUCCUGCUGAUGUUCGCUUGACAGAAGAAGAUAAACAGACCUUUAUUGACUGGUCUAACGAAAAUGCCAACCGAUUCUGGCUAGAUCCGAAUGGUCCUAUCAAGAACUCUGAUGUUAUUGUCAUUGAUGAUCCGCAAGUUUGUGGUAUUAUUCCUCAUAUCCGUAAACAUGCGCCCAAUACUAGAAUCAUCUUUAGAUCUCAUAUCGAAAUUAGAGCUGAUUUGAUUGAAAACGAGCCUGAAGGCUCUACUGCGAAUACUUGGAAUUUCUUGUGGCAAUUUAUCAAACACGCUGACCUCUUUGUUGCUCAUCCUAUCCAAGGGUUCAUCCCGCCUGCGGUUCCUACCCGUAAUACUGUGUUAUUACCAGCUUCCACGGAUCCUUUGGAUGGUCUCAACAAGCCAUUGACAGACUGGUGUAUCACUUAUUAUCAAUCCGUCUUCAACCGUAUCUGUAUGGAUUUGGGCGUCAACGAGGUAGACUGGCUAAGACCGUACAUUGUGCAAGUCGCUCGUUUCGAUCCCUCAAAAGGUAUUCCAGACGUGCUUGAAGCCUACCGUCUUUUGCGUCUGAAGAUGGACAGUGAAUUUAGCGAUGCUCGCAUACCUCAGCUCGUCGUUUGCGGCCAUGGCAGUAUUGAUGACCCUGAUGGCACUGUUAUCUUUGAACAAGUCAUGGACAUGCUGGAAUCUCCCAAGUUUGCCACGAUUGCCAGCGACGUCAUUGCCGUUCGACUUCCGGCAUCCGAUCAAUUGUUGAAUAUGAUUUUGCGAGGUGCUUAUGUGGCUCUUCAAUUAUCUCACCGUGAAGGUUUCGAAGUCAAGGUAACAGAGGCCCUCUUCAAGGGAAUUCCCGUCGUUGCUUACGAAGCAGGCGGUAUCCCCUUACAGAUCCGCCGCAAUAAGGAUGGCUUUUUGGUACCCAUCGGCGAGGUAGAACAGGUAGCUGAUUGCCUCUAUAGACUUUUCAAAGAACCUCAACUACGCGCUGAAAUGAGCGAAAACGCACGGAAAUUGGUAACCGAAGAAUAUUUCACGGUGUGGAACGCUAUGUCUUGGUUACAUAUGUUUAUUGAACUGACUCAAAACCAAGAGCUGGCUCAACACAAAGAGGAUGGUGGUCUGUCGAACUUGGAAGUGUUGAGCGGUACUGAUUUGGGUCAUGCCCGUAAGGUGUCUGACCUUUGGAGAGAAAAGUACAAUUAUACUGGACCCAAGAACUUGACUAUAAGAGAUUAG
This is a messenger RNA of Mycotypha africana, 2070 nucleotides long. RefSeq lists its product as uncharacterized. The record is from RefSeq and is a predicted model, not a curated record. NCBI's taxonomy places the organism in Eukaryota, Fungi, Mucoromycota, Mucoromycetes, Mucorales, Mycotyphaceae. The transcript has 8 exons. The coding region runs from base 1 to 2070 and encodes 689 amino acids. Gene Ontology annotation, molecular function: glycosyltransferase activity.